This is a messenger RNA of Penicillium manginii, 1740 nucleotides long. RefSeq names its product amino acid permease. The record is from RefSeq and is a predicted model, not a curated record. The coding region runs from base 1 to 1740 and encodes 579 amino acids. NCBI's taxonomy places the organism in Eukaryota, Fungi, Ascomycota, Eurotiomycetes, Eurotiales, Aspergillaceae. Gene Ontology annotation, biological process: amino acid transmembrane transport. Gene Ontology annotation, molecular function: amino acid transmembrane transporter activity. The transcript has 4 exons. Gene Ontology annotation, cellular component: membrane.
AUGGCGGACAAAAGUUCGAAACCGGAAAUGAAUCCAGGAGACGCCAUUGUCGUUGCUACCGAGGGCCACUCUUCAUCAAUCAGACCGCAGUUCGGUCAACGUAUCAUUGAUAGUUUCAAAAGAGAUCCUCAAUCAUUUACAAAAGAUUUGGACGAGUCCCACGAACUUGAGAAUGGGCCACAUAAUGCACCAGAGCCGCCACUUCAGCGCCGUCUCAAAACCCGGCAUGUCCAGAUGAUUGCAAUUGGCGGUUCAAUUGGAACCGGUCUUUUCGUCGGUUCUGGUAGCACAUUAGCAGCCGGAGGACCAGCUUCGAUCCUAAUCGCCUACACAUUGAUCGGCUGCAUGUUAUUCUGCAUGAUGAAUGCCCUCGGCGAGAUGGCGGUUAUUUUCCCUGUCAGCGGUUCAUUCGCGCAAUAUGCGACGCGAUUUCUGGACCCGGCGUGGGGAUUUGCCAUGGGAUGGAUGUACGUUUUUUCUUGGCUGAUUACGUUGCCGUUGGAAAUUGUCGCUGCGUCAAUCACGAUUGAGUACUGGAAUCCAGGUGUCUCCAGUGCCGUAUGGGCCGCUAUAUUUUGGUUGUUGAUCAUUAGUAUCAAUCUCUUUGGUGUCAGAGGAUAUGCUGAGGCAGAGUUUGUGCUGUCGAUUAUCAAGAUUAUUGCGAUUAUUGGUUUUAUUAUUCUUGGAAUUAUCCUAAAUUGUGGCGGUGGACCACAAGGUCAUUAUAUUGGUGGCCAAUACUGGCAUAAUCCCGGAGCCUUUAAUGAUGGCUUCAAGGGUCUCUGCAAUGUCUUUGUCACUGCAGCAUUUGCAUUCGCAGGUACCGAGCUCGUGGGCCUGACUGCUGCGGAAACAGAAAAUCCUCGUAAGGCCAUUCCAAAGGCUACCAAGCAGGUUUUUUGGAGAAUCUUGUUAUUCUUCAUCGUUUCGCUCAUUAUAAUCGGGCUUUUGGUUCCGUACACGGAUUCGAGACUUGUUAGCGGAUCAUCUAGUGCUGAUGCACAUGCCUCGCCAUUUGUCAUUGCGAUCGAGGAUGCGGGUAUCUCUGGUCUCCCGUCAGUAGUAAAUGUGGUAAUUCUGGUAGCCGUCUUAUCUGUUGGCAAUUCCUCAGUCUACGGCGCAUCCCGCACCUUAUCCUCUCUAGCAGAGCAGGGCCAAGCACCUCGCUUUCUCGCAUAUAUUGACCGCAAGGGCCGUCCCAUCUUGGCCAUAGCUUUGACAUCUGUUUUCGGAUUGCUUUGCUUUCUCGCCGCAUCAGAUAAACAGACACUUAUCUUCGAGUGGUUGAUGGCCAUAGUGGGACUCGGUGAGAUAUUCGUCUGGGGCUCAAUUUGCCUGUGUCAUGUCCGCUUUCGCCAGGCUUGGAAAUGCCAGGGUCGCAAUUUGGAUGAAUUGCCAUUCCGUUCUCAGUCUGGUGUGAUUGGAUCUUGGGUCGGAUUUGGCUUUAAUUGUCUUGUGCUGAUCGCUCAAUUUUGGACGGCUGCUUGGCCAUCUGGAUUUGGUGAAAUGACGGCCAGCUCUCGGGCUAGCACAUUCUUUUCAUAUUAUCUUGCUGCGCCGGUGGUUUUGUUUCUCUAUGGCUCGUACAAGUUUUGGUAUGGAACUAAGAUUGUUCGAGUGCAUGAAGUGGACUUGAUCAGUGGAUGUCGCAUUUUCCAUAUCGAUGAUUUACUCGAGCAGGAGGCUGCGGAUCGUUGCAAACGCUCUGUUUGGUGGAGAAUUUAUCAUAUUUUCUGCUGA